CUACUGUCAGACAUUAAUGGCAGUCCCACAUUCCUCGCAGGUAGUAAUAACACAACGGCAGCUACGCAAACACAGAGUUUAUCCCCUCCAGUCGAGGAAAAAAAUGACACAAACGCACCCUCCUAUUGCCCCAUUCAGUUGCACUGCCUGAGGAAGCUGCUGUGCAGAGAGCUGUUAUAGCAGGUGAUCGCCCUUAUUUGGUAAUGGCCCAGAUCAUGUGACCACAAAAUGGUGGAAGCUGUGAGCUGUUUGUAAGCUGAGCAUCUCCACCGAGAAGGCUGGGAGCAGGAAAUAGGCAGGGAACUUGGAAGUACAUCCAUGCUCUGAGACGCAAGAGGACAGAGAUUCCCGAGCCCCAGCAGUGGUCCUCCUGGGGAUGGACCUGGCAUCAGAGAGUAAAAUGAACUCUGAGGGGGGUGAAGGCAGACCAGUUCCUCCUACCUCUCUACCCCUGCAAGGAGGUCCCACCCAAAGAAAAAAGCUAUCUGCCCCUCGUAUCAGCCUCUCACUGGACCAGAGUGAAGAUGACUUGGGGGAGACGCCAGAUGAUCUUGACAUUAACGUUGACGACCUCGACACUCCAGAUGAGGGGGAUUACUUCGACUACACGGACCAUGAAAUGGACUGGGAAGACCCCAAUGCAGCCAAUAGGAGUGGGACAAGUGAACCUUAUGAUCCAAUCCCGACGUACAGCGCUGAGGAGGAGCGCCAGGACGGCAAGCUAUGGAGAACGGUCAUCAUUGGGGAGCAGGAGCACCGCAUCAACAUGAAGAUCAUCGAGCCCUACAUGAGAGUCAUCUCCCAUGGAGGCUACUAUAGCAAUGGAGUGAAUGCCAUCAUCGUAUUUGCAGCCUGUUUCCUGCCAGACAGUGACAGAGAGGACUACCAUGAAAUAAUGGAGAACCUCUUCCUGUAUGUGAUCAGUACACUGGAGCUGAUGGUGGCAGAGGACUACAUGAUCGUGUACCUGAACGGAGCCACACCCCACAGAAGAAUGCCUGGCCUUGGCUGGCUGAAGAAAUGUUAUCAGAUGAUUGACAGAAGGCUCAGGAAGAAUUUGAAAUCCUUUAUUAUUCUCCAUCCAUCAUGGUUUAUCAGGACCGUUCUAGCUAUUACCAAGCCCUUCAUCAGCACCAAGUUCAGCAGUAAGAUUAAGUAUGUGACCAGUUUGGACGAGCUGCAGGAACUCAUCCCCAUGGACUGCAUCCAGAUCCCUGAGUGCAUCAUUAGACUUGACAAGGAACUGAAGGAAGCAGCAGAGAACUCAAAAAUGAAUAGUUUUCUGUAUGGACCGGAGCCAACAGCAGCAGGCAGAACAGAACCAGACGAAGCCAGUGCCAGCAGCUCUUAAACCCAAACAUCCUAAAGGGACGGGUCACCUCAAUGUUCAGAAGUCACUGUUGUACUUUAUGAGUGAAGCUGGAAAACAAAGGCAAAGGCUUGUUAAGCUAGUGUGUGUGUGUGUGUCAGUGUUUGUCAAUUAGACACUGGAGUUUAAUAUUAAAAACACAACUUACAAUAGUACCUGUUAACACUGUUAACAAUGAGUUAGACCUCAUUCUUUAUGGCUGCUGUAGCAUCUACUGUACCUUAAACCUGCAAUCCAGAGAGCUAUAUAGUCAAGUGUGAUGCUUCGCAGCACUUACAGAGUAGCAUCAUUGUUCACGGUAGGGUAGGAAAUGCAAUUACACACCAGACAGUGCACUGCGCAAAUCCAUUUGUAGAGUCUAUAGUGUUGUAGUUGUGUGCAUGAGAAGCAGUGAAGCAAUAAUAUCACCCUUUACUGGUCACACACUCUAAGUAUUUCAGAUAAAGAAGCAACUUGUGUGUCAACAAUCUACAAUAAAAGCACAUGGUUUUAGCCAAAAAAUCCUUGUGCCAUAGAUGAUGACGAACUAUUGCAUUUAAGCAAUCCAAUCCUGUCUUAACACACGAGAAAAUAAAUCUACAAAUAGAUAUUUUAACUAGUCUAUCUGAAACCAAGGAGGAAUUAGUUAAAUAUGAAAUCAAGUUAUCAGUGCAAUGUGAGAGCAUGUCUUUUUAGCUCUGCAAAUGUCUGUGUGUGUGUGUUUUCAGUCUGUUUCUGUCAAAUACAAAAAGGUAAACCGGGAAUCAUCUUCAUCUUCUCCUCCAUCAUCAGGAAGAAACCUCAGAAGAAAAUAAAGAUGGGAUUUAUGUAAAGCACAAAAUCUUCUGUUUGUUUGUGUGUGUGUGGACAUGCAUGCGUGUGUUUGUGCAUCAUUGCAUGUCCCUUCAUAGAUAACUGAUAGUCCUCUCACACGUGCGUCUUCUACUGUGGUGUAUUGAGGAUGUGCAAAGCAAUUAUGGAUCACUGUCUAGUAAUUCAAUA
This is a messenger RNA of Morone saxatilis (striped sea-bass), 2350 nucleotides long. It is a transcript of the gene prune2, whose product is annotated as prune homolog 2 with BCH domain. The coding region runs from base 377 to 1351 and encodes 324 amino acids. The transcript is spliced from 11 exons. The record is from RefSeq and is a predicted model, not a curated record. Gene Ontology annotation, cellular component: cytoplasm. Gene Ontology annotation, biological process: apoptotic process. Lineage: Eukaryota; Metazoa; Chordata; Actinopteri; Moronidae.